ACUCUCUCGUGUUUAAACUUUCAUUUGUCAGUUUCGGUGUUCUCCUCCAAUUAUUGAUAAGCGAAACGGGAUGGGAGACCUAUAUCUAGUAUAAAUAAGGCGCUACUAUCACUUGAAGAACAGACAUACUUGACGUAACAAGUAACUUUCCAUCCCCUCUCAUCCCAACCUGUAUUGUUUGCUAUAUCCGCUCAAAGCCAUCGCACGUCCCUUCUCCUGGGAUCGAAUAUCCAAAAUGACACAGAAAGACUUUGAAACCUUCAAGCUUGGGGAUUGGGAGCUGCAGAGUGGAGAAAAGCUCAUCAAUGCGUCUAUUGCGUAUAAGACAUUUGGUGACCCGAAGUCGCCAGCUAUUGUUUACCCCACAUGGUUUUCCGGGUCGAUCUCAGAUAACGUCUGGCUGAUCGGAGAAGACAAAACACUCAACCCCAAGGCGUACUUCAUCAUUAUCCCGGCGCUCUUUGGGAAUGGCCAGUCAACCUCCCCAUCCAACUAUUCCGCUUCCGAUGUAUUUCCGGCGUGUUCCUUCUACGACAACGUGCGUGCCCAAUACACACUAGUCACACAGCAUUUAGGCAUAUCGCAUCUGCACGCCGUGGUUGGGUGGUCGAUGGGUGCAGCCCAAAGCUAUCAGUGGGCAACACAAUACCCAGACUUCAUGGAUUUGGUGGUGCCAUUCUGUGGGUCAGCAAAGACCUCCUUGCAUAACCAAGUGUUCUUAGAGGGGGUGAAAGGUGCGCUGUUAGCAGCAAAACACACGCCUUCUGCUGUCUUGAGAGAUACCCGUUCCCCCGAGGCCGGGCAGGCGUCGAGAAUAUGGAACAAUCAGGAGAGGCAAAUCGGCUUGAAAGCCUUGGGUAGGGUUUAUGCUGGUUGGGGAUUUAGCCAAGCUUUCUACAGAGAAAAGCUGUAUGAGACUGAACUUGGCUACAAGAGCCUGGAGGACUUCAUGCAAGGUUUCUGGGAGAAGUGGGCUCUUUCUAAAGACCCUGAAAAUCUGCUGGCCCAUCUGCAAACCUGGCAGCAAGGGAACGUGAGCAAUCAAGAGCCAUAUAAUGGCGACUUUGAGAAGGCCAUGGCCUCAAUUAGGGCGAAGACGCUGGUGUUGCCGGGCAAAACCGACCUUUACUUCCCCCCGGAAGAUUCUGAGUAUGAAGUUGCAUGCAUGAAGCCGGGGAUCGGUACCAUUCGCGUUAUUCCCUCCAUUUGGGGUCACUGGGCCGGGGGCCCUGGUGACAGUAAGGAUGACGUUGAGUGGCUUGACAAGCAACUGGCCCAAUUUUUGGGAGAGCACUCGAGAGCGUGAUUGUUAUCCAUGAGGCCAUGAGAUUGCUUUGCUAUAGUAAGUUUCUCCUAAGAAGUUAGUGAGACAAACAUGGAUGUACGUAGUCCGUCUAGAAACACUAGAGAGUGGGGUAUGAUACAGUUUAUAUGAUUGGUGGAUGAUGAAGUAUGGGAAUCCUUAGUAGCACGUGAUUAUAGAAAGGCGUCACUGCUGAGUCAGUUGACCAUGGCGCCGAUAAACCUUCUUUCUUCAACUUCGAUCGCU
Messenger RNA from Aspergillus pseudotamarii, 1549 nucleotides. RefSeq names its product homoserine acetyltransferase family protein. The transcript has 6 exons. The record is from RefSeq and is a predicted model, not a curated record. Gene Ontology annotation, biological process: biosynthetic process. Gene Ontology annotation, molecular function: acyltransferase activity, transferring groups other than amino-acyl groups. The coding region runs from base 236 to 1306 and encodes 356 amino acids. Lineage: Eukaryota; Fungi; Ascomycota; Eurotiomycetes; Eurotiales; Aspergillaceae.